CUGGACUAUAACCUCUGGCUUUCGCCUCUUUUCUCUUUCCCACCCGGACGAUGACGGAGGAGGAGGCAGAGGCUCCGAGCUCCGGGUCCGAGCGGCAGGCGCCACACUUCCUCCGAGACGUGGUCUUCCACGGCAAGUUCCGGCUGCUGAAGGCUUUAACCCCGGAGGAAACCACUCGCUGCCAGCAUGGCCUCUUCUUCCAGGACGGUCAGCGGCGGGUCGACUACGUCCUCACCUACCACGUGAAGAAGCCCGGCGCCGGCCGCUCCGGCCGCCAGUCGGUGUACCAGCUGACGGAGAAAGCCGUGGCCCGCAGCCUCCGUCGAGGCCCGUACAGCCGUAACCAGCACGUCAAACACCACAACCAGACGCAACGACCCAACGACUCGUCGACGCCGCGCCCGGCGGCGGCGGGCGACGUGGAGCUGGGCUGUGCGACGGACACCUUCAACGGACAGGAAGACCACAAGGCCUUCAGGAGGGAGGAGUUCGAGGGCAAACUCAGAGACAUGGGGCUGGAGCUGGAGAAGGACGAAGACGCCAAGAUCCCAGGGGUGGGCUUCCUGAAGAUUCACGCUCCCUGGAGCGUUCUGUGCCGAGAGGCGGAGUUCAUGAAGCUGAAGAUGCCCACCAAGAAGGUGUAUGAGGUGAAGAAGUCGAGCGGGGUUGUGGAGAAGAUCAGCUCUCUGAUCAGUAAGAUCCUGGAGCCUCUUCACCCUCACGUUGAGGAAAAUCAGCCCAAGAACAUCAAACACCUGUCACACACCUUCUCCAGGGAGAAGCAGCACCUGUUUGAUCUCUCAGACAAAGACUAUUUCUUUGACAGUAAAACCAGGAGUUCAAUAGUGUAUGAGAUCCUGAAACGAACAAAGUGCAAGGCCAAGUACAGCAUGGGUAUCACCAGCCUGCUCGGCGGCGGGGUUUACACAGCGGCGUACCCGCUUCACGACGGAGACAUCAACGAGGAGGGGGCGGAGCCCAACGACCGGAAGCUUCUCUAUGAGGAGUGGGCAAACUACAGCGUCUUCUACAAAUACCAGCCUAUUGGACUGGUGCGGAAGUAUUUUGGAGAGAAGAUCGGUCUGUACUUUGCCUGGUUGGGUCUGUACACCCAGAUGUUGAUUCCAGCCUCUCUGGUGGGCGUCAUUGUCUUCCUGUAUGGCUGUGCAACGGUCGACGACAACAUACCGAGCAUGGAGAUCUGCCACCCCAGGAACAACAUCACCAUGUGUCCUCUGUGUGACCGGGUGUGCAGCUACUGGAGGCUCAGCACGGCCUGUGGGACGGCUCGGGCCAGCCACCUGUUCGACAACCCGGCCACGGUGUUCUUCUCCAUAUUCAUGGCUCUGUGGGCCGCCAUGUUCAUGGAGCACUGGAAGAGGAGGCAGAUGAGGCUGAACUACGAGUGGGACCUGACCGGCUUUGAGGACGAGGAGGAGGCUCUCAAGGACCAUCCCAGAGCAGAGUAUGAGUUCAGAGUCAUGCAGAAGUCCAUGAGGAAAGACCGGAGGGCACAGCACAAGGUGGAAAAGCUCACCUGUCGAGACCGCCUCCCUGCAUACAUGACUAAUCUGGUCAUGAUGCUGCUGAUGAUCGGUGUUACGUUCGCCAUCGUGUUUGGAGUCAUUCUCUACCGGAUCUCCACCAAAGCUGCUCUUCACAUGAGUUCCAGCCCGAUCACCAGGAACCACGUGCAGCUGACGGUCAAAACCACGGCGGCCAUCAUCAACCUGGUGGUCAUCCUCAUACUGGACGAGGUGUACGGCGCUGUGGCGCGAUGGCUCACUGUGCUCGAGGCUCCGAAGACUGACAAGAGUUUUGAGGAGCGUCUCAUCUUUAAGACCUUCAUCCUGAAGUUCGUCAAUGCCUUCACCCCCAUCAUCUACAUCGCCUUCUUCAGGGGGAGACUGGUUGGCAGGCCGGGAAGCUACCUGUAUGUGUUCGAGUCUUACAGAAUGGAGGAAUGCGCUCACGGUGGCUGUCUGAUGGAACUCUGCAUCCAGCUGAGCAUCACCAUGCUGGGCAAGCAGCUGAUUCAGAACAACCUGUUUGAAAUCGGAGUGCCCAAGCUGAAAAAACUAAUUCGGUACAUUCGCUCAAAACCUGGAGCCUUUCAAGAGGAGGAGAGGCAGAAGAAGUUGCAGAGAUAUGAAAUCGAUCACUUCCUGGAGCCCUUCGGUGGAUUAACUCCUGAGUACAUGGAGAUGAUCAUCCAGUUUGGCUUUGUGACUCUGUUCGUGGCCUCCUUCCCGCUGGCUCCACUCUUCGCUCUGCUCAACAACAUCAUUGAGAUACGACUUGAUGCCAAGAAGUUUGUGACUGAGUUGCGGAGACCAGUGGCAGCGAGAGCCAAAGACAUCGGUAUAUGGUACAACAUCCUGAGAGGAGUGGCGAAAGUGGCCGUGAUCAUUAAUGCAUUUGUCAUCUCCUUCACUUCUGACUUCAUUCCUCGGAUGGUCUACCAGUAUAUGUACAGCCCCGAUGGCUCCAUGCAUGGAUUUGUCAACCAUACGCUGUCCUAUUUUAAUGUCAGCCACUUCCAGGAGGGCAAAGAAACCAUGAGUCCAAUGCAGCUGGGCUUCCCCGUGGAGAUAUGCAGAUAUAAAGACUACCGAGAGCCUCCUUGGUCUGCCACUCCGUAUGAGAUCUCCAAGGAGUUCUGGACGGUGUUGGCUGUUCGACUGGCCUUCGUCAUUGUUUUCCAGAACGUUGUGCUGCUGAUGAACGACGUGGUGGACUGGCUCAUCCCGGACAUCCCCAAAGACAUCAGCCUGCAGAUCCACAAGGAGAAGAUCCUCCUGGUGGACCUCUUCAUGAAAGAGGAGCACGGCAAGAUCUUCGUGUACGAGAGCGCCGCCCCGGCGGGGGAGAAGGAGAGCGGCGGCCGGGCCAACAACAGCACGGCGGCCCAGCCGCGCAGCCGGCCCAACGCCAACAGCACCAAGAGCUUCUGACGGCAGCAGGCGGAGCCGGUCGCUUCCUGUUCAGAACAUUCCAGCAGCUGGGAGAGCAGCUGGCCACCUGCUGCUCGCUGAGACUGAGUCGGCGGACGCUCGCGGGGCGAACGCUGAUCUGUGAAGGCGUCGUCCCGAUC
This is a messenger RNA of Salarias fasciatus (jewelled blenny), 3094 nucleotides long. Its product is annotated as anoctamin-1-like. Gene Ontology annotation, molecular function: intracellularly calcium-gated chloride channel activity; protein dimerization activity. Gene Ontology annotation, biological process: chloride transmembrane transport. The coding region runs from base 51 to 2954 and encodes 967 amino acids. The transcript has 25 exons. Gene Ontology annotation, cellular component: plasma membrane. The record is from RefSeq and is a predicted model, not a curated record. Lineage: Eukaryota; Metazoa; Chordata; Actinopteri; Blenniiformes; Blenniidae.